AUGGCCAUUUCGUGUCCAACCCUCGGCCGUGUGCCGCCAAUUUCGUGCCGCGGGCCCGAAAUUCGCUUUGUCUCCCUGAAUGAGUGUGUCUGGGGCGGUGUCAGGCAUCACGAUGACGCCAGUCCACCCCUCGACCAGAAGCGGUUCCAUCCUGAAGCAAAUUUCCUGGAGGCCAUGGCGAGGGUAGCCGAUGCUGCACUAAUGGUUGAUGGGAAUUCUUGGAAGGCUGCUAUGGAAGCCGGGAAUUUUGUGAAGGCGCCGAAGUUGGAAGCUGAAGCAUCCCCAGCCAUCCCCUCCACCUCCACAACCCCUACCGUCAAAUCUGAAGAACCGGUAGCAGCACCAGAUACGGAGGAAUCGAAGGAUACGCCGACCACCUCCGAAAAGGAGUCCGAACCCGAGACGGUGAUACGGCGGAGUUGUGAGGAGAUUGGACUAGAUAUUCCGGGACUGGACAAUGGGGAAUCGGCAGACGGCUGUCCGAGCGACUCGCAGGAUGAGGAGAAUGACGACGAUAAAGAGGGAAGCCCAGGCGGCGGUGCCAUGCUUGCCCAACGUUCCAAAUCAGGAGCCGCCAAACCGGCCUACUCCUAUAUUGCACUAAUUGCGAUGGCGAUUCUCAAUAGCCCGGACAAGAAGCUGACGCUCGCCCAGAUCUGCGAGUUCAUCUGCGAGAAGUUCCAGUAUUACAAAGACAAAUACCCAGCGUGGCAGAACUCGAUUCGGCACAACCUGUCGCUGAACGACUGCUUCGUCAAGGUGCCUCGGGAACCCGGCAAUCCGGGAAAGGGAAAUUAUUGGACACUGGACCCCCGAUCUGAGGAUAUGUUCGAUAAUGGCAGCUUUUUGAGGAGACGGAAGAGG
Mesorhabditis spiculigera is the source of this 864-nucleotide messenger RNA. The record is from the annotation of a GenBank genome assembly. NCBI's taxonomy places the organism in Eukaryota, Metazoa, Nematoda, Chromadorea, Rhabditida, Rhabditidae.